This is a messenger RNA of Brassicogethes aeneus, 1320 nucleotides long. Lineage: Eukaryota; Metazoa; Arthropoda; Insecta; Coleoptera; Nitidulidae. The record is from the annotation of a GenBank genome assembly.
UGGAACAAUGUUUAAGCUAACCCCUUUAAAUUAUAGUAAAACUAAGCUGAUAACGAAGCAGGUUGCCUUAUUCUCGAAGGAUAAACUCCCCCCUCCACCAGCCUUCAAGUGCAAAGUGGCCAUAGUGACCGGAGGAGCAGAAGGGAUAGGUCUUCAGAUAGUAAAAACCCUUUUGAAAAAUGGAGCUAGAGCUGUGGUUAUAGCCGAUUCGAACGAGAAGAAAGGCUUGGUGGAAAUGGCCGCUUUAAACGUUAAAUUCGGCGCGGACAAAGCCUUGUUCCAAAAAGUGGAUGUGGGUAAACGAGACCAACUACAAGGGGUUUUUGAUUGCACGAAAAAACGCUUCAAUAAAAUCGACUUGGUGGUGAAUAACGCCGGUCUGUGGUGCGAUAUACAUUGGGAGAAAACCAUGUGCACCAACAUGUUUAGCCAUAUCGUGAGCACUCAGCUAGCUAUACAUCACAUGGGGAAACAUAACUGCAUGAUGGGAGGUGCUGUUGUCAACAUCAUGUCUGUGUUUGGUUUGGGGUUGGAACCUUUUUAUUUCCCCAUUACUUUUGGCAGUAAUGCUUUCGGUAUCGGUUUCACAAGAGCGAUGGGUAACGAAUGGUACUUUAAGAAAAGCGGGGUUAGAGUUAUGGGGCUGUUGCCUGGAUUGACUGAAACGAAGAUGGCGCAAGUACGACGACUUAUGGAUGUAAGGGGCUACCAGGAUGUUGGCGAUUUGAGGCCAGAAAUAGUUAAAAUGACCAUGGAUCCUGUGCAACCGGUAGAAAAUGUAUCCAAAUGCUUGAUGACGAUGCUAAAAAUUGGAAAGAGCGGUGAUAUUUUUGUCAGUGAGGAAUGCGAAUGUUACAAAAUAAUACCAACAAGUCUUAAAGAGUAUGAAUUGAUAACCUGUGGUAAAUAUAUUGCACCACCGACCAUAGGGGUAUGUCCUGAACCACCCAAACCGAAACCAAAACCUGAACCCCCAAAAGAGAAACCUUGCGAGCCCGAGCCCAAGCCCAAACCAUGCCCCGAACCCCCAAAGCCUAAUCCCUGUGAUGUUCCCAAAGCCAAAGCUCCGCCCAAACCCAAACCUAAACCUAAAUCCAAAGACCCUUGUGAUGCUCCAGAAUCCAAAGGGCCGCCAAAACCUGAACCCCCAAAACCUAAAUCUUCCGACCCUCCCGGAUCCAAAGGGCCGUCAAAACCUCCCAGUGAACCCCCAAAACCCAAAGAUUGUGAGGAUCCUGAAUCCAAAAAUCCACCCAAAAAGUGACUGUUGUCUAAAUUGUAGUAGUUUUGGUCCUGUCAAAUAAAGAAAGUUGUGAUUUA